CUAUCUUAAUUUGUAUCUCUUUCUCUUUUUCUUAGUGCGUUCGUUCUUUGUUUGCGUAUCCUUUCCCUUUUCUCUCGAUCUCUCUCUUCGCGGCGGAGAAGAGAAAGGGACCGGGGGGGAGAGAAAGGUUGCAUCUUGGGCCCUCUCUGGCCUGUAAUUUGGAGUUCACUAUGGCAUCCGACUCUACAGCAGAGCAAUGCCAAAUGGUGCCAUCAGGAUUAUUGACUGGCAUCAAGUUUGACAUUUUAUCUGGACGUGAUAUGGAGAAGUUCAGCACUACAACUAUUAUUGAAACUGCUGAUUUAACUGAUGCUAAAUUGGGCCUGCCUAAUGCAUCAAAUCAAUGUGCAAAUUGUGGAUCCGGCAGCAUUAGAGACUGUGAUGGUCAUUUUGGGCUCAUCAAAUUGCCAGUAGUCACUUAUCAUCCCUAUUUUGUCCCUGAAAUUGUUCACAUUCUCAAUCAAAUUUGUCCUGGAUGCAAAUCAGCAAAGCAGGAUAUCAGAAGGAAGGUUGCUUCAAGUUUACAAAACAACAAGAAAUUUAUCGGUGAUGAUGCAUGUGAUUUGGAUGCUAUUUACAAAAGCCUAAGGGGCGCUGAGAGAAAGUUAUUGAAAAUAAUUAGAUUAAAACUGUCGCUUCCAAAAGGGGUUCUUUCUGUUGCCUGCUUUAAAAGGCGUGCGAAGCGCAAAAAGAGGCCAGCAGCAGCGAGUAUUCAAGCUGGUUGCAAGUAUUGUGCUAGGAGUCCAGAUUUGUGGUAUCCUCAUAUGAAAUUUAAGAUUUUACCAGUCAAAAUAAAUGGGAAGAGAAGCUUUUCGAUAAUUGCUGAGAUUAAUGAAAAGCCACCAAGGAGAUUUCGAAAUCGAAAUCUGAGUGAUGUUUUACCAAAAGAUUAUUGGAAUUUUGUCCCUGAGGAUCCACAGCAGCAAGGAGCACCUGUGAGCAGAAUGAUUAUGUCACCUUCCCAGGUAUUUUAUCUAUUGAAACAACUUGAUCGAGAAUAUAUUAAACGGUUUGUUUCAAGGAGGGAGUUGCUAUUUCUUCCUUGCCUUACAGUUACUCCCAAUAGUCAUCGUGUGAUGGAAGUACACUCUUAUAAUGAUGGUCCGCGAUUAGUUUUUGAUGAACGUACCAAGGCUUUCAAGAGGCUUUCUGACUUGAACAGGAAGUUUGAUGAGUGUCAGCACAAUCAAGAAUUUGGAGUUCUUCCUUCAACUCAUGUUACUAGCCGCGUUCUUGACUGCUUAAACAUGUCCCGGCUGCAUACGCAUCAAUCAUUAAAUGAAGAUUCACCAUCUUCUAAGUCUGGGCUCAGAUGGCUCAAAGAAAUUUUUCUCAGUAAGAGGACAGAUAAUGCGUUCCGGAUGACUGUUGUGGGUGAUCCAAAGUUACGAUUGGAUGAAAUUGGUGUGCCCUGGGAUAUAGCUGAAAACAUGCUUAUCUGUGAGCAUGUUAAUGCUUACAACUUACAGAAGCUCAACAGGAUUUUUACAAUGCAGCUUCUUUCGAAGGAACAAAUCUAUGUUAGAAGAAAAGGGAAACUGGUCCACCUUCGUAAAGCAAAUCAACUCCAAGUGGGUGAUACUUUCUACAGACCAUUAGAAGAUGGUGAUGUCGUGCUCAUAAAUAGAAAUCCAUCUGUGCAUCAACAUUCACUCAUUGCAUUUUCUGUCAAGGUCCUGCCAAGUCAGUCUGUCUUUUCAAUUAAUCCCUUGUGCUGUGCCCCUUUCAAUGGAGAUUUUGAUGGAGACUGUCUCCAUGGGUUUGUCCCACAGUCCUUGCGAUGUAGAGUAGAACUUGGACAGUUAGUUGCUCUGGACUGUCAGUUAUUAAAUAGCCAAGAUGGGCAGAGCCUUCUUUCUUUAACCCAUGAUAGCUUAACUGCUGCACAUUUGAUAACUGGCCAAGACCGUGUUAUUUUCUUCAACAAGUUUGAGAUGCAGCAAUUGGCGAUGUUAUGUCCUUUCCCAUUGCCACUUCCAGCAAUUCUCAAAGCUCCAGGGCUUCAGGGUCCUCUCUGGACUGGCCAACAACUAUUUAGUAUGCUUCUCCCUGAAAUGACCCAAAAUGGUAAUGGAGGUCUUUAUUUUCCUGAUAAUUCAAGGUGGCUCCAGAAUGGCUCCUCUGGCAUAUUUUCUAACAUGUUCAGAUGUUAUGGUAAAAAAGCUCUGGAUUUUGUUUUUGCUGCGCAAGAUGCUCUGUGUGAAUGUUUAUCAAUGAGUGGCUUUAGUGUCAGUUUAAGUGAUCUCUAUCUGUCUCCUGAUUUUUAUUCACGAUGUAAGAUGAUUGAUGAAGUUAGUUUGGGGUUGGAAGAAGCAAAGGUUGCCGCUCAUAUUAAAAAGCUUCUAUUGGAUCUGGAACUGGGAAUUUACCUGACAGGUUAUGAUGAGAGUGAAGAUUCAUUUGAUCCUAUGGAGUAUGACUCUUCAACACUAAAUUCAACGCAAAUGAUCCAGGCAUCAAUUUCUGCAUUCAAAGAUGUAUUUCAUGAUAUUCAACAUGUUGUGCAUCAACAUAUCAGCAAUGACAAUUCCAUGUUAGCCAUGGUGCACGCAGGAAGCAAGGGCAGUUUGCUGAAACUAGUUCAACAAGGUGCCUGUGUAGGCCUGCAGGUUUUCCCAAGUUCUCGUGAUAAAAAUUUUGAUGUGGUUAGAGCUUCUUUUCUUGAUGGUUUAAAUCCUUUAGAAUGUUUUUCACAUGCUUUAUCAAGCCGUGGAAAUAUGUUUAGUGCACAUGCAGAGCUUCCUGGAACUUUAACUCGGAAGCUAAUGUUUUAUAUGCGUGAUCUCUAUGUUGCCUAUGAUGGAACAGUGAGAAAUGCUUUUGACCAGCAAAUUGUACAGUUUUCCUAUGAUAUUCCUGGUGAUACAUCCACAAAAAAUGAUGGAUAUUAUGAAAGUUGGGAAGAAGACAUUCAAAAGAAUGCUUUAGGUGGUCAUGCUGUGGGUUCUGUAGCUGCUUGUGCCGUUUCAGAAGCUGCAUAUGGAGCUUUGGACCACCCAAUUAAUAGUCUGGAAUCUUCUCCAUUGAUGAACUUAAAGAAAGUAUUAGAGUGCAGUCGGAGUAGUGCAGUAACAGGCUGUAGUAUAUCAGUAAUUCUAUCUGAUAAACUCAGGCGUAGGGCUUAUGGUUUUGAAUAUGGAGCCUUGGAAGUUAAGAAACAUCUGGAACCGGUUAUCUUUUCUGAUGUGGUGAAUACUGUGAUGAUUGUUUAUGCUGGGUGUGACCCUCAAUUCAAAAAUUGUAGCCCUUGGGCUGUGUAUUUUCAUGUCAAUAAGGACAAGAUGAUGAGGAAGGGCUUGACAUUGAAUAAAAUAAUAAAUGAGCUGCUGGGAAAUUAUGAAAUUGCAAGACAAAGGGCAAAGAUAACCCUUCCAUCAUUGUGUAUAAUACCUGCGGAUUCUAUGGUAAUGGAUGAAGAGAAGGAAUAUGAUGAUGCAAUCCCGAUAGCUGUUAAAUUAUCUGACGCAGACAUACAGUUGGAUACCAUAAGAGAUGCUUUGAUACCAAUGUUGCUUCAGACACUCGUUAAAGGACUCUUGGAGUUUAAGCGAGUUGAUAUUUUGUGGGAUUAUCAACUGGGUUCACGUAAUCCAGAUGGUGAACUUUUUGUCAAAGUUUUUAUGUCGGAGCAUUGUGUGCCAGGAAUGUUAUGGAGCACUCUUGUGAAUGCCUGUCUGCCCAUAAUGGAACUGAUUGAUUGGACUCGUAGCCAUCCAGAUAACGUGCAUGAUGUUUCUGACGUGAAUGGGAUAGACACAGCAUGGAAAUAUUUUUUUGGAAGCUUAAAAUCAGCAAUGUCCGAUACAGGUAGAAAAGUGCAUCAAGAACACUUGAGAGUUGUUGCUGAUCGCCUUUCAGUAACUGGACAGUUUAGUGGAUUAAGUCGCAAAGGGCUGAAGCUAAAAAAUCCAACACCUUUCAAUCAAGCCGCCUUUUCUAAUCCAUCUAAUUCCUUCAUUAAAGCUGCCAAAGAAGGCUCAGUUGAUCAUCUUUGUGGCACCAUUGAUGCAAUGGCUUGGGGGAAGGAGGCUCCAAUAGGAACAGGCGGACCAUUUGAAAUCAUGUAUUCUGGGGAGGUUCCUAAUAUCAAGCCGAGUGAGAAUAUAUACGAGACAUUGAGUUCUCUUCGGAUAAAUAAAUCUCAGAAUGCCGUUGCAGGCAUGGCUAAUUGUGAUUAUCAUCCAAACAAACAUUCAAAUACGCAGAGGUUUAUGCCAAAUAGUCAGACACAUCUCGACUAUGAGCUUAAUUCUUCUCUAAAUGCUGACUCUUCCUUCGCAAAUCUGGUGGACAUGUCCUCUUCUUUGCGGAGAAUAUUGCAUGAAUAUCCAAUUGGUGGAUACCUUAAUGAGGCAGACAAGUCACGUUUGAUAGAAGCCAUACAUUAUCAUCCCAGAAGAGAUGAGAAAAUGGGAAGUGGAAUUCAAGAUAUCACGGUUGGUCAUCAUCCGUCACACCAGGGCAGUAGAUGUUUUUUCCUGGCCAGAACAGACGGAACAUCAGAGGAUAUUUCGUACCGCAAAUGUGUUCUUGGCGCAGCAAUGCAAAUUUCACCCAAGUGCGCGAGGAUCGUCGGCCGGAAGCUGUACAACAACGAUCACACAAUUCCGUACUCUGAGCAGAAGUGGCUGUCUACAUGACUGUGCUCCGUUGGUUUGUAUAUAAUGGCGCCGGAGAUUGACAGUGGAUGACGAUGCGGCGGAGGGUAUCUCUUUUGGAGAUCAUGGUGGUGAAACUUUUGUGGCUGAAAGAAGAUAAAGUUAACAGAUUCAUUGAAGCAAACAAGUCUUUUCUUAGUCAUAAAUUGUAAUUUCAUAUUUAAGACAAUUAGUUUAGUUGCAAAACAAGCUGUACAUGCACCAAUUUUGGCAUUAACAUAGAUUAACAGGUGCUUCAUAAUGUAAUAAGUUUUUAUUCUAUUUCAUUUUCAAAGCAAUGAUGUAAAUGUUUGGAUUCAUUCUCAAGCUAAUCAAUUCUUUUUCGGAAUAAGAAAGUACAUGGUUU
This is a messenger RNA of Dioscorea cayenensis subsp. rotundata (Guinea yam), 5004 nucleotides long. RefSeq names its product DNA-directed RNA polymerase IV subunit 1. The transcript has 20 exons. Gene Ontology annotation, cellular component: RNA polymerase II, core complex. The record is from RefSeq and is a predicted model, not a curated record. Gene Ontology annotation, molecular function: DNA binding. Bases 171 to 4640 code for a protein of 1489 amino acids. NCBI's taxonomy places the organism in Eukaryota, Viridiplantae, Streptophyta, Magnoliopsida, Dioscoreales, Dioscoreaceae. Gene Ontology annotation, biological process: DNA-templated transcription.